ACACAAGAACCUUACAAUAUAAAACCUGCGCUAGUUAGUAUUGAAGCUACACAAGAACCCAACUAAUCCCUGAGAAGCUUCUUUGUCGCUGUGAUUAGGACAUGGCUGCUACUUCAAAGCUCAUCUUCCUCCUGAUCCAAGGGAUCGUUCUGCUUUCUGUUCUUGACUGUGCAAAUGCACAGGGACUGAAAGUAGGGUUCUAUGCGAAGUCGUGCCCGGAAGCUGAGGCCAUAGUGAAGAAGGUUAUCGCUCAAACCUUGUCGGUAGCACCUUCACUUGGUGGUCCUUUGCUGAGAAUGCAUUUCCAUGAUUGCUUUGUCAGGGGUUGCGACGGUUCAGUGCUACUGAAUUCUUCAUCAAACCAAGCCGAGAAGGAUGCAAUUCCAAACCUAAGUCUUCGAGGGUAUGGAAUCAUUGACAGAGUCAAGUCUGCUUUGGAGAAAGCAUGCCCUGGAGUGGUUUCAUGUUCUGACAUCUUAGCCGUUGUAGCUAGAGAUGUCGUCGUCGCGGACAUGGGAGUACAUUGGGAUGUUGAAACUGGACGAAGAGAUGGUAAUGUAUCAAACAUGAUAGAUGCCUUGCGAAAUCUCCCAGCACCUACUUCAAACAUCUCUUCAUUAAAAUCAAGCUUUGCAUCAAAGGGUCUAAGCGCUAAAGAUCUUGUAGUACUAUCAGGGAGUCACACCAUCGGGACAUCUCACUGCUCUUCCUUCACCAACCGUCUUUAUAACUUCACCGGAAAGAACGUAAACGAUACCGAUCCCACCUUGGAUAGCAACUACAUUGCAAAGUUGAAGAUGAAAUGCAAGCCCAACGACCAAACUACUCUCGUUGAGAUGGAUCCUGGGAGUUUCAAGACAUUUGACGGUUCUUACUAUACUCUUGUGGCCAAGAGAAGGGGUCUCUUUCAGUCAGAUGCAGCUCUUCUUGAUGACAGUGAAACCAAAGCUUACGUGACAAGCCAUGCCGUACCAAAGGGAGAAGCUAGUUUCUUGAAGGAUUUUGGUGUUUCAAUGGUGAACAUGGGAAGGAUCGGAGUUCUCACGGGGAAUGCAGGAGAGAUCAGGAAAGUGUGCAGCAAGAUCAAUUAGUUUUUCAAGGAUCGUAUCGAACAUGAUCAAUUAAGCAUAUCGAUCUGUUCCCAUAAUGUUACAUGUUCUAUUAAUUUUGUAUGAAUUCUUGGUGAUUUCAUGUCUUUCAGAUUGGCAUUUGUUAAUUUGUAAGUUGUUUCCAAUAAAAUAAGACUAGGGUUUAUUCGU
This is a messenger RNA of Fragaria vesca subsp. vesca, 1259 nucleotides long. RefSeq names its product peroxidase 27-like. The record is from RefSeq and is a predicted model, not a curated record. Gene Ontology annotation, cellular component: plasmodesma; plant-type cell wall. The transcript is spliced from 4 exons. Gene Ontology annotation, molecular function: heme binding; peroxidase activity. Lineage: Eukaryota; Viridiplantae; Streptophyta; Magnoliopsida; Rosales; Rosaceae. Gene Ontology annotation, biological process: response to oxidative stress; hydrogen peroxide catabolic process. The coding region runs from base 102 to 1091 and encodes 329 amino acids.